AUUAUAUUGCAGCAUAUAAUAGAUAUCUCGGCCAAUGGUACAAAUGAGGCUUCGAAGCUUUUCAUGUUGUUGGCCACUUCUGCAUUAGCCGACUUGAGGGGGGAGGCUCAGACGGCGACAUUUUCGAGAAGUGGAAAUGUGUUGCACGGUCUGAUAAUUCCCCGCCCCAGUCCGAAACCCCGAUCUUUCGAAAAGGAGGUGUGUCAUAUCUUAGAAAUUUUUGUUGGAUGAGAAUGCAGACCAUCAACAAACAUUCAUCCUUCCCAACCGUUCGAGAUCAAUAACAUGGCUGAACACGAAUUACAACCUUCCGGUUCGCCACCUGGUUAUACCACCGCUCUGGCCAGUACUCCAAGGCCGUGUCAAAAAUGCGGGCACAUCAUCGGCCCCCAAGAGGAACCUCUACCUGGAUGGCCACUAGUCACUAAGGUCAUCGUAGAGAAUCCGGGGCUUGAGGCGUUUCCAUCUUUUAGAGAUCUGAAUAUCAAGAGCUUGCUCUACUAUCAGGGCGAGCUCGAUCAGCUGAGAACAAAGCUCCAAAAGCAGGAAUGGGAAGAUCACAACAAUCCUCCUCAGUCUGACGGUGAUGAUCUGAAUCUUGCUGCGCGGGUAGAUCACUUGUUGAUCUGCAAGGACCUAAGUGGUGAUGGACGGGCUCAGAUUGAUUUGAUUGCAAAGAUACGAGAAGUCUUAAAUAAAUACAACAAGGCUCUCAUACAGUACUCCCAGAUUACAGCAUUUCAGAAAGCUGAUCCUUCCAACGUCGAAACUCUCCGGGACUGGAUAUGGAAGGAGCAAUAUGGGGAUCGGUGUAUUAAAGGGUUUGGGUCGAGGAGCUGGGAUCCGCCUCACCCCGCCCCCUCGAAGCCGUCGAUCGAGCGGCAGUUUCUACAGAUUCUAUGGCGUCUUGCCUGGCCGAAAAAACUCGAAGACAAAAACCUUGACCUUAUAUUUCCUCACCCAAUUCACAAAGUGGCCGGUCUUACUGGCUGGGUGGCCAAUGAAUGGGCACCUUUCUGGCUGGAGCUCCGUGGGACGCGUUUCGGGUGCAAGCUCUGCAAGUUGUGGAAGGCAAGCAAGAAAAUACUACAUCUUGAAGAAAAUUCGAUGGCACAGCAGGAUACUUCAUGCCCUUGCAAAGUAUGGACUCUCAACACGUUCUCAGAACAUCGAAUGACACUAUUCACCUCGUCGGUGGCGACUCUCGUAGCUUGCGUCCUCCCGAUAGCCGCCAUAACGGUGCUUUCCAAACUCCAAUCAAAUUCUAAAACGCUCGGGAUAAUGGCUCUCUUUACUGUGGUUUUUGCGGGCGGGCUCAUGUACUUGGCCGGAGGAGCUUCUAGGGUCGAAAUAUUUACUGCCACGGCUGCGUAGGCUAUCCUUUCUUGACAUGGACUGCGAAUGAAGUCAAGUGCUAAUGAUCGCAGAUUCUCGG
This is a messenger RNA of Hyaloscypha bicolor E, 1435 nucleotides long. RefSeq lists its product as uncharacterized. The transcript has 2 exons. The record is from RefSeq and is a predicted model, not a curated record. Bases 286 to 1374 code for a protein of 362 amino acids. NCBI's taxonomy places the organism in Eukaryota, Fungi, Ascomycota, Leotiomycetes, Helotiales, Hyaloscyphaceae.